AUUGCUUUUCCUGCUUUACACACACAAUAUAUAUUUAUAUAAAUACUCUUCUUUAAUUCUUCUUCAAUAGCCUUUUCUCUCUCUAUCUCUAUCUCUCACCCUCUAUACCUAUAUAUAAUACUUCUUCUUUUUUUCUUUAUCACAGAAAGGGAUGGGAAGUCAACUCAGUAAAGAUUCGGAUAGUGUAAGAAGUGGUUCACGAAGACGCAAACGAAGUGUCCCAGCCCAAGGAAAAUUCAGCACAGAAUAUGCUUCGAGACCGACCCAGUCCUUUCCAGCAUCUCAUUCUCGAGCCCAUCGAACUACGGGUGUGAGUCCUAUAAACCACAAGGUGGUCUUGAUGACCGACCAGAUCACUCCGCUAUCGUCCCUUUCGUCAGUUAUUUCUACCUCUCGUCACAAAAAAUCGUCUAGCUCAGGGCAAACAAGCCCUACAACAACAGCCACAACAACAACGAGUUUUAAUGGUGGGUGUGGUAUGGAGAACAGGAGUAUAUCUUCUUUUACGAGUGAUGAUGAACCCAGAACACCGACUCAAAAUUAUCACUCGACCAUGUCAUCAUCAUCAACAUCAACCACAACAAUAUCAACCACAAACACUAUGCAUACAACCACAACACAUCUGGGCUCACCACCCAGCCAUUGGUCAUCGACUCUUUCGGACGGCGUGGGAUCCUUGUCUGCCUCCAAAAAUUACAGCCCACCUUACCGUCCCUUUGCUCCAGCCGAAUCACCUCAGCCUGUUUCUAUCGUUUUUGACUCAAAUGUACAUUUUGUAUCCUUAUCGAGCCUUGAAUCCGGCUUAAGCACCAAGAGUCCCACAAAACCAGCCAUCGUAUCACCGUCACUUAAAGAUAACAAUAUUACCGUCGAUCCACAAAAAUGGUUGUAUGAAUAUGGAGCAGAAAGAGAACGAGAUAGACAGUGGAGACAGCACUAUGUAUUAAAAAUGGUAUUUGGUGGCAAUCUAAAGGUCGAAUUGGACCAACAGCCUAAACAGAUCCUCGAUUGUGGAUGUGGUGUUGGCUUGUGGACAUUGGAAAUGGCUCAAGCAUACCCCGGUGCAAAGGUCAUUGGUCUUGAUGUCGUUCUGCCUAUCACGGGAGGAGUAUCUUUGGCUGAUUUUGAAGAGAAUCAAAAUGGAGUUUGUGUAGCUGGUCUACCGAAUCUAAAGUACAUCUAUGCCGAUUUACUCAGUCCUCUUCCUUUCCCUGACAAUACAUUUGACUUAAUCAAUCAACGAGAUGUUGCGACGGUUGUUCCAGCCAAAUAUUGGCCUGAUCUAGUUAAAGAAUUUCAACGAGUUUUGAAACCCGGUGGAAAAUUACAACUCGUGGAAUAUGACAUCUUAUUCAAAAGCCCAGGACCGGUCUUGGCAUUAGUGAAUGAGUGGUACAAGAUUGCUGCUUCCAUGAUUGGUGUGGAUCCCCAUUAUGUCCAGUCCAUUGAGCCACUCCUUCAGAAAACUGGGUUUGAAGAUGUUGAAGAGACGGUCUAUAGUAUACCAAUUGGUGAAUGGCCAGAUGAUCCAACCAAAAAACAACAAGGAUAUCUCUACAAGGAACAGAUAAAGGCUCUUUUCAAAUCCAUGAGGAAAUGGUGGUUAUCUGAAAUCAGAGUCACUUCUGAGGAGUAUGAACGUGUGUGCCUGGGAGCACUUGAUGAGUUUGAAGAACAUGAAAAUGUUGCAGAAUGGAGAAUAUUCACAGCAAGAAAACCAUUAAAAGAGUAAAUAUAUAUAUAUAUAUAUAUAUUUUAUAUUAUUUCUAU
This is a messenger RNA of Phycomyces blakesleeanus NRRL 1555(-), 1770 nucleotides long. RefSeq lists its product as hypothetical. Lineage: Eukaryota; Fungi; Mucoromycota; Mucoromycetes; Mucorales; Phycomycetaceae. Bases 554 to 1732 code for a protein of 392 amino acids. The transcript is spliced from 6 exons. Gene Ontology annotation, molecular function: methyltransferase activity. The record is from RefSeq and is a predicted model, not a curated record.